Molecule: messenger RNA, 1125 nt
Organism: Grammomys surdaster
Lineage: Eukaryota; Metazoa; Chordata; Mammalia; Rodentia; Muridae
Gene: Zdhhc24
Product: zinc finger DHHC-type containing 24
Exons: 3
Coding region: 1-855 (284 amino acids)
Biological process (GO): peptidyl-L-cysteine S-palmitoylation; protein targeting to membrane
Cellular component (GO): endoplasmic reticulum; Golgi apparatus
Molecular function (GO): protein-cysteine S-palmitoyltransferase activity
Source: RefSeq, a predicted model, not a curated record
AUGGGGGAGCCCUGGGCAGCUCGGGGCGCAGAAGGAGCGCCCGCGCGGAUGUCACUGGUGCUCACCGCGCUGUGGGUCGCCGUCGUGGUCCUGGAGCUGGCCUACGUGAUGGUGCUGGGGCCUGGGCCACCCCCUCUGGGACCACUGGCCCGGGCCUUGCAACUGGCGCUGGCUGCUUAUCAGCUGCUCAAUCUGCUGGGCAACGUGGGGCUCUUCCUGCGCUCGGAUCCCAGCAUUCGGGGGGUGAUGCUGGCUGGCCGCGGCCUGGGCCAGGGCUGGGCUUACUGUUACCAGUGCCAAAGCCAGGUGCCACCACGUAGUGGGCACUGCUCUGCCUGCCGUGUGUGUAUCCUACGUCGUGACCAUCACUGUCGCCUACUGGGCCGCUGUGUGGGCUUCCAUAAUUACCGGCCCUUCCUGUGCCUCCUGCUUCAUGCUGCUGGUGUGCUGCUCCACGUCUCAGUGCUGCUAAGCCCGGCCCUGUCAGCCUUGCUGCAGGCCCACUCCGCCCUCUACACGGUGGCUCUCCUGCUGUUGCCUUGGCUCAUGCUACUCACAGGCAAAGUGUCUCUGGCCCAGUUCGUCCUAGCCUUUGUGGUGGACACAUGUGUGGCAGGCGCACUGCUGUGUGCUGCUGGGCUGCUCUUCCAUGGGAUGCUGCUGCUUCGAGGCCAGACCACCUGGGAGUGGGCUCGGGGUCGCCACUCCUAUGACCUGGGCACCUGCCACAACCUGCAGGCAGCCCUGGGCCCUCGCUGGGCCCUUGUCUGGUUCUGGCCUUUUCUAGCUUCUCCUUUGCCUGGAGAUGGGAUCACUUUCCAGACUCCAACUGAUGUGGGUCUUGUGACUUCCUGAGUCCAGGUAGAGCCAGAACUGAACAGGGCAGAGGGGAGCAGAGAAGCAAACUGAGAACUUGUUUUUAGCUUCCUGCCAGCCACAGGAGAGAGGCCAGAUUGCCCGUGUGUGUGUAGCAGGCAGCUCCAGCUCCUUUGAAUCUGCCCAGUGUGGGCUCUUCCAUCUCUAUAGUUGGCCCUUGUGGCAGAGGAGGGUUUGGCAAGAGGGCUACUUGGCCUGACUGACUGCUCUUCUAUAGGCUAGUAAAUGUCCACCUGGUUCUUGGCCUCC